UACCUAUCGAGGACGAUUCCUUUAUCAUGGAUGAUUUUCUAGCGCCCAUUCAAGAUGCCUUUGAGGGCCAAAUUGAUUUCUCUGGGCAACGAACUACGGAACUUCUAUCUACGGCGCUUUUGACUAUAUCCGGCCUGAGCGCUUUCCUCGUCGGGUACAUCUUACAAGAUAUCCAUCUAACGUUCUGGACGGGAUUAGCCGGCUCACUCUUUACCGGACUCAUUGUGAUCCCUCCGUGGCGUUUCUACAACAGGAACCCUGAAAAGUGGCUGGUUCCAUCCGCUGGCGGAAAAGGUUCGUAGUAAAGAUUCGUGGUAGAGGGUGUCAGUGUCGCGUGAAAUGUGCUGGAGGCUGUCUUUCGGACCUGGGACGGCACCGCUUUUCGUUGAGAUUGUACAUGUCCCAUGUUAUUGAGUU
Molecule: messenger RNA, 417 nt
Organism: Aspergillus nidulans FGSC A4
Lineage: Eukaryota; Fungi; Ascomycota; Eurotiomycetes; Eurotiales; Aspergillaceae
Product: signal peptidase complex subunit 1
Exons: 3
Coding region: 27-302 (91 amino acids)
Biological process (GO): protein maturation
Cellular component (GO): endoplasmic reticulum membrane; signal peptidase complex; membrane
Source: RefSeq, a predicted model, not a curated record